Molecule: messenger RNA, 4847 nt
Organism: Pimephales promelas (fathead minnow)
Lineage: Eukaryota; Metazoa; Chordata; Actinopteri; Cypriniformes; Leuciscidae
Gene: nuak1b
Product: NUAK family, SNF1-like kinase, 1b
Biological process (GO): intracellular signal transduction; protein phosphorylation; microtubule cytoskeleton organization
Cellular component (GO): cytoplasm
Molecular function (GO): ATP binding; tau-protein kinase activity
Source: RefSeq, a predicted model, not a curated record
AUGAUGGAGACACAAAGGCCAGGUGACCCGUCGGGCCCCUCAGUGGUGGCGGAGGCCCCUGAGGGCCCCGGUGAGGUAAAACGCAGCAGCUCUGGUGUGAAGAAACAUCAUCACAAACACAACCUAAAGCAUCGAUACGAGCUGCUGGAGACCCUGGGGAGAGGAACGUACGGCAAAGUCAAGAAGGCCAUCGAGCGCCAUUCUGGAAGAGAGGUUGCCAUCAAGUCUAUCAAGAAGGAAAAGAUUAAAGAUGAACAGGACAUGGUUCACAUUCGACGAGAAAUCGAGAUCAUGUCGUCUCUUCGCCACCCACAUAUCAUCUCUAUAUAUGAAGUGUUUGAAAAUAAGGACAAGAUAGUGAUCGUCAUGGAAUACGCCAGUAAAGGCGAACUCUAUGACUACAUCAGCGAACGCAGACGCCUGACUGAGAGAGAGACCCGACACUUCUUCAGGCAGAUUGUAUCUGCUGUGCACUACUGCCACAAGAAUGGUGUUGUUCAUCGGGACCUGAAACUGGAAAAUGUGCUACUGGAUGAAAACGGUAACAUAAAGAUUGCUGAUUUUGGGUUGUCCAACCUGUAUCAUAAAGACAAGCUCCUCCAGACCUUCUGUGGUAGUCCACUGUACGCGUCCCCAGAGAUCGUCAAUGGCAGACCAUACCAUGGUCCAGAGGUGGACAGCUGGGCUCUUGGGGUGUUGCUGUAUACGCUGGUCUAUGGCAGUAUGCCGUUUGAUGGAGGGGACCACAAAAAUCUUAUUCGGCAAAUCAGCAAUGGAGAGUAUCGAGAACCAUCCCAGUCAUCAGAUGCCCGUGGUCUGAUCCGUUGGAUGCUGAUGGUCAACCCUGAGCGGCGGGCCACGGUUGAAGACAUCGCCAAUCACUGGUGGGUGAACUGGGGAUGGAAGACCAGUGUGUGUGACUGUGAAUCGCAAAGGGAUGCUGGCUCGCCCAUGCUGGCUCGUCUCAUUGACUGGCAGAACCGGACUGAGCCACGACCCACUAAACCCAUCCGGUCCGAACCAUUCCUGCUUGUCCGUCAACGACCCAAAAAGUCCAAGAAAGAGAAUGAUGUUGGAGUGUCCCACUGUAAUGGAGAGGACAACCUGGGCCUCAAGAGACCAAAGGGCAUCCUGAAGACAAGAACCUCUGAAGAGCAACGCUCACCAAGUCUGGAGGAGAUAGAGUCCCCAGAAACCCCAGAGAAGGAAUCUGGGCCUGAGGGUGAAGAGGACGAAGAGGAGCAGAGGCUAACAGGCGACUCUCCUACCAAGACGAUUUCCAUCCUUCCUAAGAAGGGAAUCCUAAAGAACAACCAACAACGGGAAUCAGGGUACUAUUCUUCCCCAGAGCGCAGUGAGUCCUCUGACCUGCUAGGUGGCAACAUUACACCUCUCGCCGCCAGCUCACCACCAAAGCGAGCGGUUGGUAGAAAAGGCAUCUUGAAACGCAACGGGAAGUAUUCUACGUAUAGCGGCGCUCCUCCUAUGAGUGUCCUUGGGGAACCAGCACCUGGCGAUUCAGGUUUAUCCCGCAGUCAGAGUCGCCCAUCCAGCAUUGUAAGGGAGGAUAGCGACACCAUCACCAACAGUUCCUUCAGCAUGGCGGACUGGCCCCAACCCAGAACCCGCCCCAACAUCAGAGGCUGUGUGUCUGCGGAAAACCUUCUUCAGCUGGCCAACUUUAAGGGUCUCCAGGCAGCUCCUCCCCUACAUAGUGGUAAAUUCAGUCGAGGAACACAGGGCUCUCCAGGGGAUAACAGCAGCUUCUCUCUCUUAGGAGAUCUUGAUGAUAUGACUCAGGUGUACCAACAAGCCCUGGACAUCAGCAACAACUUGUCAUAGGGAAAGGGGCCUAGAAAGAAUGGAGGAGGAACAAGUGGAAGGUGUUUGUUUGGCAUGUUGUUGACGACCAGUGCAAAACUGGGAUUCUAUGAAUGUGAGUCCCUUUUCAAUGGGAUGAUAUUGGAGGUUGUGUACAACCAAACCUUAAACCUAACUCCCAACCCUUAACCCUAAUCAUACCCUAUCUUAUACCCUAUUUUAUUAUACAUAUUCAAAAUUUGUAUCAAAUACAACUUGGGGAACUGCAGCCUUGGGGGAUUUAAGGUUUUGAAGUAAGUAAAACGUUAAGUUGGUACUCCGUGACAUUAUCCCCCUACAGGCAAGAAAUGAAACUAAAUGUUUACAUAUUAAGUAAAAGGUGAGUUAGCAUCAUAAUAAGGCAUCAUGUAACAGCAGCCUUGAUGAAACAAAAAUAAGAGCCAGUCGGAGUUUAUCAAGCACCUUAAAACUCUCACAGAGCACAUGUCGUUUGUGGUCUUUACUUCCAAAAAAAAAAAAAAAGAAACCAGGGUCUUGCUCCAAAUGAACUGUUGUUGUGUAUUAUUUAUUAAUAUUUUUGGUAGAUUUAGUGAUAUAAAACUGGUGUGGUCUAGCAGAACUGGAAGAAUAAGAAAACUCAAAUUUCUCUUUGUCCUUGAUUGGAACUGACAUAUAUAAUUAUUUUUCUUUCUUGGUAUGUCAUUUAAACUGCAUAUGUAACGAUCAAAAUCAUAUUGAUCAAAUGAGUAGAAUCAUAUCUAUGGACUUAUAGAAGUGCCUUUUUGUUUGUUUGGUUUAUUUAAUUCAAAUUAAAUUAUGAAUGUCAUUUCCUUAAGGUGGAGAGAAAUGCCAGAGGAAGCUGUGAUCAAAACAGCGUUUUAUUAAUUUGUAUUAUUUUAUUUUAUUUUUAAGUUUGUAUUGAAUGCUUAGAAGAGCCCCAGGACCUCUGAACACAAAGCCUACCCUACAAAACUACCUGACUGCAAGGUUAAAUUUGCCCCACAACUAACGAGACUGGUGCUUUGCAGGUCAUUAUUCAAGAAGAGGAAGAAGUCUGAGAUCACCUUGAGAUUGGUGGUUUCUGAUUGAGUCCUGACAGGAACAUGUGUGCAUGGAGCGUGUGUUUCUCUGGAAUGAUACUCUUGUGGUUUCUUGAUUGGGUUAGGUGACUGUUUGGGGUUUCUGGACAACUUCACCAUAACAAGGUUUAACACAAGGUAGAAUUGUCAGACACAAGCUCAGCUCUAAAGAAUGUUUCAGGAGAAGACAAGCUUGUUUGACUAUUUCCAAAGGUUUUUGACUGUAGGAACAUUGUCUCUCCCAGUCUUUAUCUGUUGAUACUUAGGGAUCAUAAUUGCUCAGCUCUAAGAAUAACGGAUUAUUGGUUCUCUGUUGAACUUUGAUAGCCCAAAUCACUCGCGUUAGGGUUAAAAAAACAAGGAGAACGAUUAGUUUCAAAGCUGUGAUGAGGCAGCAAAUUCCAAAGGCUCUUUAGAGGCAUGUUUGGACUUGAGAGCUUCCCUGUGUUGUAGGUUUAAUGGGACAGAAGGAUUAUUGUUUCAGAAUCUUUAGUCCUUUGUUUGUUGUCUACCUGCAGAACGUGAGACGAAUCAUUUUAGUUCUAAGGCUGUUGUCUAAAUGUUUUUAGAAGGUAAGUGUGAAGUAGCUGUAGAGAAAAAGGAGAAAGUGUGUUCAUGAAAGCUUUUAUGGAUGGAGGACACUUUUCCAGUAAGAGGGACACAUAGAAUUAUUCACUGGAAAGUACGAUGUAGCUUUGUAUUUUGCUGCAUGUGAAGAGAAAGACUAGUGCAAGUGUAGAAACGUAAGAUGAAGAAAGUAGAUGAAAGGAUAAGGGACGUAUUUUGUACCAAAGAAGGUGUUUAUGGGUAGAAAUGUCAGACAUUACAAGAGUAAAGAGAUGCUAUCAGCAUGAAUGGAAAAAUACAUUUCGCAACUGAAAAAUAAUGGGAGGCAUUUUGUUCCAAUGAGGUUCUGGGUAGAUAUUGUAGACACACCUAAUGUGUAUCUUAUCGUACUGCAUUUCUGUAUUGCAUCGUAUUGUCAACUGGAUUCAGUGAUCAAAUUAUACUAUGUUAGUAUUUUUAUGUUAUUGCGCUUCUGUUUUUGAUUCUCCAAAAUAUCAUUAUUAUUGAUUUACCUUACAGAAGGACGUUGUGCGUAUAAUCAACGAUCUCUCCUGGUCUCUACAGGUUUUCAGUGCAAACAUGCAGUGCUUAUGCUAAUGAAAAGACAGUUUUAUCAGGGUCAUUUGAUGUGUUAGAAAUCCCAAAAGCCGCCUCGCUGAUCUGACCCAAUAUUUGGUGUCAAGAUAUUCACUAUCAACCUUAUUUGUCUUAAUACUUUAGGACAAAGUUGAGCAUACACUCAAAUGUGCCAUUGCUAACCAUAGUGCCAUCAUAACUGAGAUUAUAAGAGAGGCGGCCAUUGCAAAUCAAAUGCAAACAUGCUUUCAGCCAAACUGGAAAUACCUGGUGCAUUUUAGUCAAAAGUCAGCAUAGAGGAAAACUUGACUGGAUAUUAGUAUUAUGUUAUUUAUGCAUUAUUUUAUUAUGGUUAAUUACUUUUGUUGGUCAAUGCCAUAAUCUUUUUUGGGGGUUUGGUAUCAGUUUGAAAAACCUGGACUGCCAAGGUAUUUUUUUUUUUUUUGUUCAGUGCCUUUGCUAUCUUUUAUGAUUUUUGUUUAAUUUUUUGAUAAUAAAAUUAUUACAAUUGCAUUUUUAUACUAGGAUAUUUAUUGGUGGUGAAGCCAUUUAAUUUCAUUUAAAAGCACUCAUACAAAGUGUGCAUGUGUGAGUGUAUGUUUAGACGCAAACAAACACUAAAAGACAACUGGAAGAGCAAAAUAAAAGAAAGAUGGUGCAUUGUGGUUGUGUUGUAAAGCUUUGGUUGUGUAUUCAGCUGCUUUGGUUGUUGUUUGGUGGAGAUAUCUCACUAACCAGCAGUGUUUUGUACCACAGAACCAAAUCGAUGUAAAACCAACUCAAUAAACGGAUCAUUUCAAAGGA